CCAUAUUGAGAGGGUCGAUCGACCUUCAGUGUCCAUGGGGAAUGGAGGCCCCACAAUGCAUCCACCACAAUCUUCUGGUAACUCAAGCAAGUGCACAGACCAUUCAGGCUCUAAGAGUAAAAGUAGUGGGCCUGAAACACUGCAAGCUCAGUACUUCCGGCAAUUACAGCAAUCGAAUCGACCGCCAUCACAACCUGCAGCUCCUUCAGGUGAGGUCAUCGGCUCCCAAACAUCAGCUCAAGGGGGACCAACCCAAGUGUCCCAACCACGCACUGGCUUUACCAAGCAGCAGCUUCAUGUUCUGAAAGCACAAAUAUUAGCAUUUCGGCGGCUCAAGCGUGGUGAAGGUGCUCUUCCACAGGAAGUUCUUCAAGCUAUUGCACCACCACCUCUUGAUACGGAGCCACAACAGGGUUUCCUUUCACAGGGGACAUCUAGUCGGGAAAACUCAGAUGGGAAAAUUGCUGAAGAGCAUGCAAAACAUUUAAAGACCAGCAAUACCACUCCCCAGGUUGUUCCACCUAGCAAAGGACAUGUGCCAAAGGAGGAGUCUGCCAGUGGAGAAGAAAAAACAGCUGUAGUUACCCCUUUACAAGGACCAGCAAGUACAACAAAGGAAUCUCAACCUGUAUCAUCUAGUCGGAAGGCAGAACAAAGCACUGUUGUAACUGUUAAAGCUGAGCCGGAGGUUGAACGAGAUGGUCAAUUAAAAGCUGUUAAGUGUGAUUAUAAUGCCAAUAAGGGAAAAGCAGUUCCAACUCCCAAUGCCACACUCGAUUCUUCACAAUUAACUAAAUCAGCUUCUAACAGCAGUGCACCACCUUCAAAAGAUGUUCCCACCAGAAGAUAUCAUGGUCCGCUAUUUGAUUUUCCAUUCUUUACCAGGAAACAUGACUCCCUUGGAUUAUCCACUACAAAUUCCUCAAGUGGUCUAACGUUAGCUUAUGAUUUAAAAGAUUUACUUUAUGAGGAAGGUGUGGAAGUGCUUAACAGAAAAAGAACUGAGACUUUGAAGAAGAUUGGUGGAUUACUUGCCAUUAACUUCGAGAAUAAACAAAUCAAACCUGACAUAGUUCUUAGGCUGCAAAUUGAAGAGAAAAAAAUUCGUCUUUUGGAUCUUCAGGCUCGCCUGAGGGAUGAGGUUGACCAGCAUCAGCAAGAGAUAAUGGCAAUGCCUGACAGGCCAUACCGUAAAUUUGUUAGGCAGUGUGAACGUCAGCGCAUUGAACUCUCGAGGCAAGUCCAGCACUUACAAAAAGCCGCAAGGGAAAAACAAUUAAAGGCUAUUUUCCAGUGGCGCAAGAAGCUCCUAGAAGCUCACUGGGCCAUUCGUGAUGCAAGAACAACACGCAAUAGAGGAGUGGCUAAAUAUCAUGAGAGGAUGUUGAGAGAGUUCUCUAAGAGGAAAGAUGAUGAUCGAAACAAGAGAAUGGAGGCGUUGAAGAAUAAUGAUGUUGAUCGAUAUCGUGAAAUGCUGCUGGAGCAACAGACCAGUGUACCUGGUGAUGCAUCUCAGCGCUAUGUUGUCCUUUCAUCUUUUCUCUCCCAGACAGAAGAGUAUCUCCACAAACUUGGAGGGAAAAUAACAGCAGCAAAGAACCAUCAAGAGGUGGAAGAAGCUGCAAAAGCUGCAGCAGCUGCUGCACGGUUGCAGGGCCUUUCAGAAGAAGAAGUGAAGGCUGCUGCAAUAUGUGCAGGAGAGGAAGUAAUCAUCAGAAAUAGGUUCUCAGAGAUGAAUGCACCAAGGGAUAGCACUUCUGAUAAUAAGUAUUAUAAUUUGGCACAUGCCGUGAAUGAACGAGUUUUGCGACAGCCCUCAAUGUUACGGGCAGGAACCUUGAGGGAGUACCAACUUGUUGGGCUGCAAUGGAUGCUUUCCUUGUAUAACAACAAAUUGAACGGGAUUUUGGCAGAUGAGAUGGGCUUAGGCAAGACCGUACAGGUAAUGGCAUUGAUUGCUUAUCUGAUGGAGUUCAAAGGAAACUACGGGCCCCAUCUCAUCAUAGUUCCAAAUGCUGUUUUAGUAAAUUGGAAGAGCGAGCUGCAUAACUGGUUGCCAUCUGUACAAUGUAUUUUUUAUGUUGGUGCAAAGGAACAAAGGGCAAGGCUAUUCUCUCAUGAGGUUUGCGCCAUGAAGUUUAACGUACUUGUUACUACUUAUGAGUUUAUCAUGUUUGACCGCUCAAAGCUGUGUAAAAUUGAUUGGAAGUAUAUCAUUAUCGAUGAAGCUCAACGCAUGAAAGAUAGAGAAUCAGUUUUAGCUCGUGAUCUCGACAGGUACCGUUGCCAAAGACGAUUACUUCUCACUGGGACUCCUUUACAGAAUGAUUUGAAAGAGCUAUGGUCUCUCUUAAAUCUACUCCUUCCAGAAGUAUUUGAUAAUAAAAAGGCAUUUAAUGAUUGGUUCUCUAAGCCCUUUCAAAAGGAUGCCCCUUCGCAUAGCGAAGAGGAGGACGACUGGCUUGAAACUGAAAAAAAGGUGAUUAUCAUCCACAGACUUCAUCAAAUUCUGGAGCCUUUCAUGCUAAGACGUCGCGUUGAAGACGUUGAAGGGUCACUCCCUCCAAAGGUCUCAAUUGUUCUAAGAUGUAGAAUGUCAGCUAUUCAGGGUGCCAUUUAUGACUGGAUCAAAUCUACUGGUACCAUUAGAGUAGAUCCUGAAGAUGAGUUGCGCAGGGCACAGAAAAAUCCAAUGUACCAGGUCAAGACAUAUAAAAAUCUGAAUAAUAAAUGUAUGGAGUUGCGCAAGGCCUGUAAUCAUCCUUUGCUUAAUUAUCCUUAUUUCAAUGAUUAUUCAAAAGAGUUUCUUGUUAGAUCUUGUGGGAAGCUCUGGAUUCUUGAUAGGAUUCUCAUAAAACUUCAAAGAGCAGGGCAUCGUGUUCUCCUUUUUAGUACCAUGACAAAGCUUCUUGAUAUAUUAGAGGAAUAUUUGCAAUGGCGUAGGCUGAUAUAUAGACGAAUUGAUGGAACAACUAGCCUAGAAGAUCGUGAAUCUGCAAUUGUUGAUUUCAACAGCCCUGAUUCAGACUGUUUUAUCUUCUUGCUUAGUAUUCGAGCAGCUGGAAGAGGUCUGAAUCUCCAGACCGCAGAUACAGUUGUCAUAUAUGAUCCUGAUCCAAACCCACAAAACGAAGAGCAAGCAGUAGCUAGGGCUCAUCGCAUUGGACAGAAAAGAGAGGUGAAGGUCAUAUAUAUGGAAGCAGUCGUUGACAAAUUAUCUAGUUAUCAGAAAGAAGAUGGGUUAAGGACUGGAGGUAUAGAGGAUUUGGAGGAUGACUUUGCUGGUAAAGAUCGGUAUAUAGGAUCCAUUGAGAGCCUCAUUCGUAACAAUAUUCAACAAUAUAAGAUAGAUAUGGCUGAUGAAGUUAUAAAUGCUGGCCGUUUUGACCAAAGAACAACUCAUGAAGAAAGGAGGAUGACUUUGGAAACACUCUUACACGAUGAAGAGAGAUACCAGGAAACUGUACAUGAUGUACCUUCGUUACAGCAGGUAAAUCGUAUGAUUGCUCGUAAUGAAGAAGAGAUUGAGCUUUUCGAUCAAAUGGAUGAGGAUUUUGAUUGGACUGAGGAGAUGAUAAAACACAAUCAAGUUCCAAAGUGGCUCCGUGCUGGAUCUAAAGAACUGGAUUCUGUCAUUGCUAAAUUAUCUAAAAAGCCAUCAAAAAAUAUACUUGCUAGUAGUGCGGAUUUGGAAAUGAAUGAGCCUAACAAGACUGAAAGAAGGGGGCGAAAGAGUGCACAAAAGAAUUCUAUCUAUAGAGAAUUGGAUGAUGACGAUCUUGAAGAAUCAGAUGCCAGCUCUGAGGGGAGAAAUGUAUCUUCUUUGCAGGAGGAAGAUGGAGAGAUGGGUGAAUCAGAAGAUGAAGACAAUGAUGCUGUCGACAUGCAACCUACUAACAAAGAUCAAGUGCAAGAAGGUCUUGCUUAUGAUGGUGAUGCCUAUGAGUUAUCUCCUGCAAUGGAAGGCAACAUAAACACUCGUAGAUUUGAGGAAGCUGCUUCUUCAGGGUCUUCUUCUGGAACUAGAAGAUUGAAUCAGUCUGCAACCCCUUCUUCCCUGUCAUCGCAGAAGUUUGGAUCUCUUUCUGCAUUAGAUGCCAAGCCAAACCGUCGCUCAAAAAGAACGACGGAUGAACUAGAAGAAGGUGAAAUUGCUAUGUCUGGUGAUUCUUAUCUGGAUCAUCAACAAUCAGGAAGUUGGAAUCAUGAUCGUGAUGAUGCGGAGGAUGAACAAGUUCUUCAACCAAAAAUUAAGCGUAAAAGAAGCAUGAGAAUUCGCCCAAAACAUGUUGCAGAAAGGUUCGAAGACAAAUCCAGCAAUGAGAGAUCAUUGCAGUGUAGGUCCCAAAUUCCCACUCAGGUAGACCAGGAUUAUGAUAUGCUAGAACUUGAUGUAUUUAGUGAGCCUGGUUCGGAAAGACGUAAUUUGCCUCCAAGAAUAAGUUCGCAAAUGAAUAUGCAAAAGUCCAGCAGGUUAGGUUACUUAUCUGGAGAAGAUGCCAUGGAUCAUUCUAGGGAAAGUUGGAAUAGUAAGGCCAUCAAUACUGGUGGAAGUAGUGCAACAGGCACAAAAAUGUCAGACAGUAUGCAUAGGAAGUGCAAGAAUGUUAUAAGCAAACUUCAGAGAAGAAUUAGCAAAGAUGGAUAUCAAAUUGUACCUGUCCUGUAUGACUUGUGGAAGAAAAAUGAGAGCUCUAGUUUGGCCAGCCCUUCUGUGACAAUGAUUAACCCAUUAGAUCUGCGGAGAAUAGAUCGGCGUGUGGAUAACUUAGAGUAUUCUGGUGUGACAGACUUCAUAGCUGACAUUCAGUUAAUGUUGAAAAAUGUGGCUCAGUACUGCAAGUACUCGUACGAGGUGAAAUACGAAGCAAGAAAGUUUCAUGAUCUCUUCUUUGAUAUUAUGAAGAUAGCAUUCCCAGAUACAGAUUUCAGAGAGGCAAGGAAUGCCCUCACUUUCCCCAGCCAUGGAGGAGGAGCUGCUGCUGCUCCUGCUCCACCCCAAAAGCCAAGCCCAGUCACUGCAAAGUCUAGUGCACGUGCAUCCGUGUCUCCCGAUGAAGAAGGGAGAAUGACCCGAGCUAAUGCCUCCAAACUCAACAGGGUAUCACGACCGGACACUGGGCCCUCUGUCCGAGACCAGGCCCAGCCCAUCCCAUCCCUGGCCCAUCCUGGCGAUCUGGUCAUCUGCAAGAAGAAGAGGCAAGACCGGAGGGUGGGACCCGUGUCACCAACUGGCCAGGGUCGGGCAGCAGCGGGGCCCUUGUCUCCGCCCAGUGCAGGCUGGUUGGGCCCACAUCCCCACGAGCCGAGCUGGUUCAUAGCUACAGGGAUAUCCAACCUCAGCAAGUCGACGAGGUGGGCCCAGCAGCCAAAGCAGCAGCACAGCAGUAGUGGGCCCUCUGCAGGCGUGGAGGAAGAGGCCCAAUGGGCCAAGCCUGUAAAGAGAAUGAGGACAGACGCUGGCAAAAGGAGGCCCAGUCAUCUAUGAUAUGCAGAAUUCAUAUGAUGUUUGCGAGUAUGUACAUAUAUUAAAAUGUGACAAAAGAGUAUAUAAUCAUAGCAUGAUUUUGCAAGGGGAUGCAAUUUAGUUGUCAGAGGUUGGUCGGAAUCAAAGCUCAUGUGUGCACGCACUCCCUAUUUUGCUCUGUUCUCUUACUGGAGUAUUGUUAGCUGCUGUAAUGAUGAUAUUAUAUAUGAAUCCAAUUAAAGAUGCAAAAAAGAGGAACUUUCGAGUUCAUUGCAUCAGUUCGCAAUAUGCUUAUGUUCAGUUUUCUAUGUCACAACUCAUGAUUGUAGCUGUAAGCUCAUGUUCAGUUUUCUCUGUUACAGCUCAUGAUUGAAGCUGUAUUAUACUGUAAACAUGUUUUUAAAUGUCCAAAAUCAGAGAUCAAUGAUGAAUCCAUGUGUUAUCAUCAUUGUUAGAA
Molecule: messenger RNA, 5924 nt
Organism: Asparagus officinalis (garden asparagus)
Lineage: Eukaryota; Viridiplantae; Streptophyta; Magnoliopsida; Asparagales; Asparagaceae
Product: ATP-dependent helicase BRM-like
Exons: 13
Coding region: 35-5488 (1817 amino acids)
Biological process (GO): positive regulation of transcription by RNA polymerase II
Cellular component (GO): nucleus
Molecular function (GO): ATP binding; protein binding; DNA binding
Source: RefSeq, a predicted model, not a curated record